Molecule: messenger RNA, 3228 nt
Organism: Cuscuta europaea
Lineage: Eukaryota; Viridiplantae; Streptophyta; Magnoliopsida; Solanales; Convolvulaceae
Source: the annotation of a GenBank genome assembly
GUUUUUUAUUGCUUCGCUGUUGUGGCCGUUGAAAGGGCCAUGCUUAUUGGUAUUCUUGUUUGGGCCGAUAUGUGCCCACCCUGUGGUGUGACCUACCCUUUUGAAGUCAUCUUUGUACUGAGGCCGAUGUAGGCGCACUUUUUUUUAGCGUGGUCGUUGAGUGGUUGGCCGUUGCGGGCGCUGAUUGCUGGCAUGUUGGCGAUGGGCUAGUACUGUGGAAGUGGGCCUGGCCCGCCUCCUGAACCGGUACAAGCCCAAUGAGCCUGGGGGGCGGUGGCCGUUCAUGUGGCCAACGGGUGUGUGCCACGUGUAGUGACCGUUCGGGGGGGGGGGGGGGGGCUAUAAAUACCCCCCUCCCUCCGAAGAGGCUCCUCAUUGCAUUCCUGAGAUAACGAAGUGCUGCCAAAUUUUCUAGAGAGAGAGAGCCUUGUCCUUGUGUUCUUCCAUACUUCAUACCCCAAAGGUCAGUUCAUCACACUUUCUUCUGACUUAUUCUAUACAUUGCUUUCCUAGGGCCUUCAUCUAGUGUUAGUGAAGAAUCACCCUUAGAUCCAAGGUAAUUCCCUUAAGGCCUUAGCUAGUUGUUAUGAUGAAACCUUUGGACGACGAGUACUAUCCUUAUGACGAUGAGCCCUCCGCUAAAUCCCUCGAUUACCGGGUAGUAGAGGAGUGUUGUGAGGAGAUAGAUGACCUGAGCUCCUGGAAAUCAGGGGAGCAGGAGGGUAGCGAGGGUGAAGACGAAGAGGCCGCCUCAUCGUCUGAAGGUGAGGACGUAGUGGUCUCCCGUGCUGUGGACGGAGCAUCUACCUCAGCUGCAAUUCCCUGCCCGAAGCCGGUUUCUGCUGUGAAGGGGGCUGCUCCGCCGAGAAGGCGUCGGCCAAAGAAGGGUCCAGGUUACUCCUACCUGGACCUCACCAACAUUUACCUGAUCAAGCCGGAGAGCAGCGCGAAUGAUUACUUGGUGGCCCAGAUGUAUGUGGGGCCGUAUGGGAGGGUUAGGGCGCCCAGGCCGACGGAUCGGGUGCUGAAUCCACCUCUGGGGUACUUUGGAGUAUACCCCAUGAGUUUUGCCAAGGGACUUAGGUUUCCCCUCCAUCCGUUUAUUACGGAGUACCUAGACAUGGUGGGUCUCCCUCCGGCCCUGUUGACUCCGAACAGCUAUUCCCUCAUCGUCGGCUUUCUCCUCCGAUGCGAUGAGCUAGAUUUCAGGCCGACAACGGCUUUGUUCAUGAACAUAUAUCAGAUAGGCCGGGGUAGCCACAAGAAUUGUGUCGGCUAUGCCAACCUUCAACAGCUGCCGAAGAAGAGGAGCUUUACUGACCUUCCUUCGUCCAUUCAUGGUUGGAAGAGUAAGUUUGUCUUUGUAUCGCUGGGCAAGGAUGGCACCGAAUUCCCCUCUGUCGGCCAUGACAGGAGAUUUAGCCUCCACGAUGUGCCGAAGAGUAGCAUUUGGAUGCCCAGGUGGUGGCAUUCUUGAAAGGAGGGCCGGGGAGCGUGAAAGAGUACAUCACGGAGUAUACGAUGACCGCCCUCGGCUUCAUGAGGUACUAUGUGUACGGCGACAAGGAGAGUGACACGGAGAUGUGGCCGAGGAUGACCACCACUUUUGAGGAGGCCGAUGGCCCGGAUUUGGGUGUGCCCGCCGAUGCUGAUGGUAAUACCCUCCUUGGCGUCUUCGUCUACAUUUGCCUUUCUUUUUGCUAACUGUCCUUUUUUUGUUAUGCAGAUUUUGAAAUGGAUCACAGGUCCGGUAUGGCCCUUGCCAAAGCGAAAGCGAAGGAAGAAAUGGCCGCCAAGGAGGCCGCAAAGCUGGCCGCUGCAAGCGGCGCACAGCCGAGCUCUGAUGCUCCGAGGAAGCCACCCAUGCAGCCGAAGAAGAAACGACCCGUGGAUGACGGCCAGAGGAAGCUGACCGAGGCUGGUAUGCAGCCCAAGAAGACGAAGAGGGCUUCCCCUCUGGCUGAUGAUGACGUCGGGGAUCUGACCACGCCGGCCGAUGAUGCCGGGGGCUCCAAUGCCGUUGCCGUUGUUGAUGUGGUUUCGGUCCCCUCGUCGACUGCCCUGUCCCAGCCGCCCCCUGUCGGCCAGGAGCCCCGGAAAAAGAGGGCCGGCAAGGAGCUGGUUGUUGGGACAUACAAACUCAAAGUCGAGUACCCUGUGAAGGGUGGCGUCUUCAAUGACGUCGUUGACGGCCAUGACGUGCUUGCUCAAGCCGUCCCGGUCGAGGACCGGGCUUACCUGAAAAAGCUCGGCCCCGUCAAGAUCUAUGACGGCGGGAUGGACCUUAUCGUCCAAGGUUCCCUUAUGCUGAUGGAGAGCCAUAAGCGGCAAGAACAAGAGAUUGCCCAGCUGAAGGAGGCCGAGCAAAAAACUGCUUUGGCCGAGGAGGCCAUGGCCUGCCUGGAUCGGAUCCGGGAAGAAGUGAAGGCCCUGCAGAAGAGUGUUGAUGAGUCCGAUGUGGCCUAUCGUCAGGUGGCGGCCGACAGGGAUGAUGCUCUGAGAGCCAAGGAUGAGGCGCUGAAAAGCCGCGAUGAGGCCCUGCUCCGAGCCGAGGACGCCGCGAAAGCCCAAGCUGACACAGAGAGGGCCGCUGAGAAAGCUGUUGACGGCGCCAUUGAGAAAUUCUUGACCGAAGGCUGGAAGGCUGAAGACCGCUGGCCCUGGUGCUACGAGGUAGUGGCGGAUCGUCUUGAAGACUGGGGCCAAAAAUGCCCUGCUAGCCAAGAAUAUUUUCAAAGGGAGAUGUCUGUUUAUUAUGACAUGGGCCAGCAGAGGAUGCAACGGCUGAUCUACCGGAGGCUGCACCGGGCUUUCAAGAAGUUGAAGCUUACCCAUAAAUGGGCCAAGUAGAACUUGAAGCUUCCCAGGCUGAUGAAGGAUCCGGAGGCCGAAGCUCCCUCCCUCCCUCUGAGAGGCAAGAUCCGAUACUCAGCUGCUCCAUCGGUGAGCCUGAUUGGUCCGAUGACGAGGCCGUGGCCGACACCGCUGUUUCCGCAGUAGCUGAGACAAGUGUAGAUGCGGGACCGAAGAGUGCAACGAAGUUGCUUUUGGGCAAGCCGAUGCGGGGCUAGUUGCUGAUGAAGUCGCCCCAGAGAGCUGAUCGACUGACUCUUCGUUAUGUAGUUUAGUAAGUUAGACAGGUGUUGUAACGCCUUUGUUUUGUAAUGGUUGUGUGCCUCCCCCCAUGUAAUGAAUCUUAAAUGAAUGAAAAUAGCCAUUGCUUCCGGC